Molecule: messenger RNA, 1809 nt
Organism: Candidozyma auris
Lineage: Eukaryota; Fungi; Ascomycota; Pichiomycetes; Serinales; Metschnikowiaceae
Gene: RIM101
Product: alkaline-responsive transcriptional regulator
Exons: 1
Coding region: 1-1809 (602 amino acids)
Biological process (GO): positive regulation of transcription by RNA polymerase II
Cellular component (GO): nucleus
Source: RefSeq, a predicted model, not a curated record
AUGUCCAGCAACUACAACCUCCAUCCGGUGACAUACCUCAAUGCCACUGCCGAAAAGGUGAUGGACUCUGAAGUCGACUUUGACCUUGACGCUGUUAGCGACGCUGUUUCGACCAACUCCCCCACAACCCAACUGCUGAACGGUUCGCCUCAAACAUCGUUCACAUCGCAAUCAUCUGCUAAUUCUCCCGUGCUGCAAACCGCCAACUUCGGCAAAGAUUUCACUAACGCCCAUUUUGGUGCCCGUGCUACUGGGUUCGCCGGCACAGCUUUCGACAUGAAGCAAGAAAACCAACAACAUGAUAAGCUGCAAACCGCUCCGCACAAUUACCAGGAUGACAACCACUCGUGUGGAGCGAGCGCGGGGGAAAAGAAGAAGCCUAAGAAAACUUACAGAAAAGUUCGCGAUGUCGACAUGAAGGGUCCCUUCAACUGCCAGUGGAGUGGGUGCCUGUUGAUCUUUGACACUCCAGAGGAGUUAUACGAUCACUUGUGCAACGAGCACGUUGGGCGCAAGCUGUCGAACAACUUGUCUUUGACAUGCGAUUGGGAUAACUGCGGUGUUACCACCGUAAAGAGAGACCACAUCACCUCGCACUUGCGUGUACAUGUUCCUUUGAAGACAUACCGCUGCAACUUGUGCACAAAGAGCUUCAAGAGGCCUCAGGAUUUAAAGAAGCACUCGAGAACGCACGAGGAUGAACACCAGCGCAAGUUGAAGAAGUCUCAGAAGAUGAACGAUAGGGACGAGAGUGGGUUGAACAAAGCGGUCUACCCAAUGCCCAUGUUGCCUGCUCACCAUGGUACCUACGACAUCGGUAGCGCUUACUACCCUACGUUGGGCAAUGAAAUGACCCAACGCCAGGAGGUCUUUGACCUCAAUUCCAGUCUCCAAGCUCCUCAUGGUACGGCUGGUGCCUCAGACACCAAGAAGAGAACUUUGGACCACAACAUGCACAUGAUGAACGGUAUACUUUCCGACUUCAACUUCUAUGGCCAGCAAGACCAGAACAAGAGACUGAAGUUGGAACCCUCGUACAACAUGGAGGUGUACAACCGCUUGAACCACUUGGACUCCUUUAUGUCCUCCCAGCAGGCCAACCCUGCUCACGUUUCGUCCACCUCCAGUCAAGGCUCUGCGCUCCACUCCCAAAGCAUGAUUCCAAAUCCAAACUCACACUACUCUUACGGUGCUAAUCCUCAAGCCAACUUGUACGAGGCUGAGAAGUUCUUUAACAACUUGUCCUCGUCCAUCGAGUUGCAAUACCAGAACAUGGUUUCAUCUGUUCCCAACCAGCAAUUCCCUGUCCAACAAUCUCACCAGCAGCUGUUAUAUCCAAUGUUACCUCAAUACCAAGGUAAACCUUAUGACAGUCAUAGCAACCACUUUGUCAACAACCACAACUCCGGCUUUACUCCUAAGUUCCCUCAGGUCAACAGACAACUCAAUGGUCAAGUUGGUGCCAACCCAUUCGGCUCCGUUGAAUUUGACUCGAUCAGCAACAACCAGAAGUCUGCUAAGAAGCUCAAUGAGGAGCCUACCAAGGAAACUGGUAAGGAGGAGGAAGACGUCUUGGCGAACUUUAACCAAUUGUCUAUUAAGGAUGGUAAGAAUGAUGUCAACUUUGACAUUAAGACCGUUCAGAAGCACCGCGAGUUAAUCAAGUUCGUUUGCGAACAAUUGGCAAUCAUGAAAAAGUCCAUGAAGGAGCAGGAACAAGGGCAGGAGCAACAGAAGAACACCACAGAGGCAGCUUCUAAGACAAAUGAGACCAAGCAAAGCUUGUACCCAACGAUUACGGCAUUCUAA